AUCCAGGGAGGCCAGGGCACCCUCUCCUUGACCCGGGAUUACAACCUCCAAGUGGGACAUGGACCAGGCCGGAGCAGCCCCAUCGGGCACCAUUGUGCUGGAGUUUAAAGAAGACACGGCGCUGACUGAGAAGAUGCGUCUUCGUGUGUCAUCUCUGCAACGAUCCGGUCAGAAGCGUCAGGAGGGUGAACGCCUGCUUCUUCCUCACGAGGCUGUCUACCGGCUGGACUUCCACAUCCAGGAGCUGAUCUUCUCCCGCUGGAACGUGUCCCUUGGUGGCCACGGCCGGGUCACCAUCACGGGAAUCUCGCAGCACUGGACCCCGGACCUCACCCACCUCAUGACCCGUCAGCUCCUGGAGCCCAUUGGUACGUUUUGGCGCAACGCAGACGACCCUGAUGAGUCGCGGCUCAAGUGUCUGGAGGCCGACAUGCAGGAGUUUGGCGAGAGGAUUGCUGAGCUGGCCAAGGUCAGGAAGGUCAUGUACUUCCUGUUUGCCUUCAAGGACGGUGCAGAGGCGUCUAAGCUGCGCUGCUCGGUGGCGUUUCAGAGCGAAAAGUGACUGAAGUGAAGCUGUUAGCAUGCUGAAUGAGGAAACGUCAAGUUGAAAGCAUUGUUUAGAUGUGACUUGUGUUAACUGAAGAGCACAAACUAAGUGAAAUAAAGUGAUGGAU
Molecule: messenger RNA, 674 nt
Organism: Doryrhamphus excisus (bluestripe pipefish)
Lineage: Eukaryota; Metazoa; Chordata; Actinopteri; Syngnathiformes; Syngnathidae
Gene: ompa
Product: olfactory marker protein a
Biological process (GO): sensory perception of smell; signal transduction
Source: RefSeq, a predicted model, not a curated record